Messenger RNA from Gloeophyllum trabeum ATCC 11539, 1341 nucleotides. RefSeq names its product FAD/NAD P-binding domain-containing protein. The coding region runs from base 1 to 1341 and encodes 446 amino acids. The record is from RefSeq and is a predicted model, not a curated record. Lineage: Eukaryota; Fungi; Basidiomycota; Agaricomycetes; Gloeophyllales; Gloeophyllaceae. Gene Ontology annotation, molecular function: FAD binding; monooxygenase activity. The transcript is spliced from 9 exons. Gene Ontology annotation, biological process: secondary metabolite biosynthetic process.
AUGUCUGACGGGAAAACGCCCUUGCCGCUCUCGUUCAUCGUGAUCGGUGGUAGCAUCGCUGGGUUGGCGUGCGCGUACAGCCUGCACCGAGCUGGUCAUGAAGUAACCGUGAUCGAAAAGGCAAGCGGGCCCGAGUGUCGAAGAGGAGCCAUCAGAUCGCCUCCGAAUAUGACUCGGAUUCUGAAGGAAUGGGGCCUGCAAAGCUCACUAGAACAAAUGGGAAUCAAGAAUGCCAGGAUCAAUUUUAGACAAUGUGACACGGGCGAGAAAAUAGGGACGAUCAUCUUUCAUGACCAAAUCAUGAAAGCCUUCAGAGCGGAUUACCUAUUUCUCGAGUACGGGAGACUCUGGUCAUUGCUGCACGGCCUUGUUACCGAGGCGGGGGUCAAUAUCCGUUUCAAGUCGCUAGCAACGGCGGUGGAUCCGCAAAAACCCACGGUUUCGAUUGCGAAUGGGGAAAGUUUGACCUGCGACAUUGUUGUGGGUGCAGACGGGUACGAGAGCGUGGCCCGGCGAUGUAUACUAGGUGGUCAGACGAGAGGUACUGUGGAUAAGAGGUGUAACUUUACAUUAACAGUCCCCACGCGUGUCAUGAAGACAGACGCGGAUUUGAAAUAUUUUGCCGAAGCCCCGGAGUGGAAUGCAUGGCUAGGGAACGGGUCGUGUAUACACGGACAUCUUGGAUCUAAUGACUGGUACACGCUAUAUCUUGUCAUUCCUUCUGAUGCCCCCCCGGACUUCCGGGAAAACUGGGACGGCGAAUGCUCUCUGGAUCAGCUCAAGCUAGAUCUCGGGCAGUAUGACAAAAGACUACACAAGCUGAUGCAAAUGGCAGAGACAGUUGUUCCUGUGAAAUUCGUGUCCCACGAACCGUUCGAGAGCCUAGUCCACGAAAGCGGCAAGGUUCUCGUGGUCGGCGACGCCGCACAUCCAAUACCUCCUCACCGAGAUCUCAACACUUCCAGCGCCGUCGAGGACGCAAUGACCUUCGGCUCCAUGUUCUCGCGCCUGACAGACCGAGACCAAAUCGGGAGUCUAGUGACGGCUUUCGAGGACAUCCGCCAGCCGCGCUCGGUCAAGGUCGUCAAGUCCGAGCACCACCGCCUCGACUUCCUCUCGCUGCCCUUUGGCCCGGAGCAGAAGGCCCGCGACGACGGUCUGCGCGCGGCGCUGGAGCUCGCGCAGCUGGACUGGGACAGCGCCGACGAGGAUUACCUGCGGGAGACGUGGGAGGACUACAUUGCCAUGUUCAACUAUGAUGCGAGGGAGGUGGUUGACGAUUGGUGGACGAAGUGGGGCCCUGUUAUGCGUCGCGCGAGCGUGUCGCAGAAGCAGACGUAG